UGGGCGCCGCUCGCUGCUGCUGGCGCGCGGCGGGUUCCUAGCGGCGGCGGAGGCUGCCGCGUUGCGCAAGCGGGCGGGCGGCGAGCGGCCGACCGAGGUGAAAGCGGCCGCCGUCUGCCUGGCUGUGCAGCCCCACCACACAGCCAGCCAGCCGCGCAGUCCGCCACAGUCUGCGCGGCCGAGCACGGACAGAUGAGAGCGACAGCGCUAGUGGUGGUGGCAGCGGUGGCGGCGGUGGCGGUGGCGAGCGGCUACGACCCGGAGGACGAGUCCCUGGCGACGGUGCUGCCGCCGCGCGGCCAGUUCGAGGCGUUCUACGGCGGGCGCGCCUUCGGCGUGGAGGACGCGGCGUCGCGGCCGGCGCACGGCCACGCCUCCUACUACGCGGAGCGCAGCCCGGCGCUCGUCAACGCGCCCAACGCCGCCGCCUACGGCUUCCGCUUCGACGGCGGCCGGCGCUUCAACUACGACCGCCGCCGGCGCCGCUAGCCGCACUCACCGGCCCGGGCCGGGGGCUCGCCGUACUCCGCCUCGUCUCGGGUUCUCCUCUAAAGACCUCAACUCGCGAGACAGGUCUCUGCCGGUGACUGCGACAGAAACUACAGUGGUGCACAGCAGAGAAGGCGAGUGUGUUUGCAUUUCCCAGAGUAUGGCACAGAAACUUGGCAGUGCCGUCACUUAGCUCUCUGCCUUGCGUCACUCAGCGUGCUCCAGCUGUUCUCUUUCACGGCAGUUGGCAGCCCUGGUCCAGGCUCAUUGUGGGCGGUGCAGUUUCAGCUUCUGACGCCUUUCUCAUGAAACUGGUGUACACGGGACGCCAUUGCUGCAGUGGUAAAGACUUGUGAGAUGAGCUAUGCUUUUCAGAGGCGCUAUACAACCAACAGGACAAUUUUCAGGCCGUGAUGUGGCUAUGCCCUGAUAAGGUAGACAAUUUUGUAGCUUUAGGCUGUAACUCAUUAUUUCACUGACCUCAUGGGACUCUAAUAUUUCCAAAAUACUUGUCACACACUCUGUGCUGACUCUUACAGGAUGACAAUGUAAGAAUCACCUGAAAAUGACAGUUAUCAUCUGUCUCUGAUUAUUAUAAACGAAAGAUACAUGUAUCGCGAUUUACAGGGUGAACCAAAAAGAUGUUCACAUUAAAUGGGUGUUUAAUCAUGUGAAAUUACGAGGCAGGGAUUACAUUACAGGGUUUCAAUUUGUCACCCAUCUCGCUCAGUGUAGUUGUAGAGACUGUCCAUUGUUGACUAUGAGGCCCACUGGACCAUCUGGGCAUUAAUGGAAGGAUCUCACUGUUGGGAUGCUUCAGGUCGUUGAUGGCGUAGACACGAUCCUUGACCGUGCCCCACAGUCAAAAAACGCAUGGCGUCGGGUCGGGUGAACGUGCUGGCGAGUGGAAAGGAUCACCUCUUAGCAAUCCAACGUUUACCGAACGUGUCCUUCAGGUAACCCCGAUCCAUAUGACUGUAUUGUGGAGAGGUGCCGUCUUGGUGAAAGUACUCUCGCUGCAGGAUGGAAAGUGACGCGUUCUCCUCCAUGAACGUGCUGAACAUGGCAAGUAAAUUCUCUCUCCUGAUUGUCUGUUCUUCAAAAAAGAAAGAUCCAGUCACUCCAGAUUUACUCAUUACACAGCAAACGUUCACCCUGGGAGAAUCCCGCACGUGCUUUCGAACUUCCAGGUGGUGCUCGGUCGUCCAGAUGACACAGUUAUGCUUGUUCACACGACCACUGAUAUGGAAUGUUGCUUUGUCAGAAAACGUGAACAGAAUGUCACGCUCCAAGUGCACCAUUUCCAACAUAAUUUGCGCAGCAAUCACACGUAAUUACUUGCCUGCGUUUGUGAGUUGCUGCACAAUCUGCAAGUGGUUUGGCUCCAUUCCUAAAUCGUAGUGCAAAAUUCUAAGCACUGUCCUUUGAGAAACGUUAGCCUCUAGAGAAAGUCUGCUCGAGGACUUGGUUGGGCUGGCUAUCGUUGGUCCUUGGAUGAGGAUGAUAUUCUCUUCAGUUUGGACAGAUCUCUUGCUACCGCUGUUUCCCUUUCAAUCGUCUUGAGCAGACAAACUUCUUGUAGAUCCUACCAACUGUCAGGCGCGAUGACGCAUCCCGUCCGAUCCAGGCCUUGAAAUUUUCUUGCAUGAUGCUUGAGAACUGAAAACCUCCAGCCAGGCAAUUAUCUUCCUUCGUUCCUCACUGGAAUAUCGGGACGCCAUGGUUUAAUCAGGGGAAAAAAAGAACACCCAUUUAAUGUUUACAUCUUUUGCUACCUAUUAGUAGACUGAAACCCAUUGCCAGACUGAUAUUGAGGCUGGGUCAUUAUCUUAGAGGGAACUGAAAUCAUGUAUUGUUUGUGUGAAUUCAUGAACUGUGUCUUGUUUACUUUUGGGACCAACAAUAAAAGAAUUUUCAUAA
Molecule: messenger RNA, 2409 nt
Organism: Schistocerca nitens (vagrant locust)
Lineage: Eukaryota; Metazoa; Arthropoda; Insecta; Orthoptera; Acrididae
Exons: 2
Coding region: 193-489 (98 amino acids)
Source: RefSeq, a predicted model, not a curated record